AUGUCAAUUGUAUCUUUGCUGAACGUCAGCAUUUUAAACAAUCCGGCACCAUUUACUGACCCUUACAAGUUUGAAAUUACUUUUGAGUGCUUGGAGCCUCUUAAGGAUGACCUGGAAUGGAAAUUGACAUAUGUUGGAUCAUCUACCUCAUUUGAGCAUGAUCAAGAGCUCGACUCGCUGCUGGUAGGUCCUGUGCCUGUUGGCGUAAAUAAGUUUGUAUUUGAAGCCGAUCCUCCAUCUCCAGAUCUGAUUCCGGCAUCGGAACUUGUAAGUGUGACUGUGAUUUUACUUUCAUGCUCAUACGCGGACAGAGAGUUUGUGAGAGUUGGGUAUUACGUCAAUAAUGAGUACGACACCGAGGAGUUACGCCAAAACCCUCCAAAUAAAGUUCAAGUGGACCAUAUAAUACGAAAUGUGCUUGCGGAAAAACCCCGAGUUACGAGGUUUAACAUUGUCUGGGACAGUGAUGCACAAGGGGAAGAAUUCCCACCAGAACAACCAGACGCUGAUUUGGCAGAUGAUGACGAAGACUUAUAUGCAGCAGAAGACGAAGAAUAUGAUGAAGAUUUUGAGAAUGAAGCCGAAGGUGAUGCUGAGGCGUUAGUAGAUGGCGAUAACGAAAAGAAUGAGUCUACGGAGAAAGAAGAGGGAGGACCUACAGCUGAGGGAGAUGAUUCCAAGGAAGAAACUAAUGAAGAUCUCGAGGUGGAUUUAGAAGCGGAGUCUGAAGAUGAUGAGGGAGAUGUUGAAGAGGAAGAAGAGGAGGAUUUAGAAGAUGAUGGGGAAGCUCAAGACAAGCCCAAGCCCAAGCCCAAGCCAGAGCAAGAGCAAGAGCAAGAGCAAGAGCCUGAGCAAGAGCCUGAACCUGAGCCUGAGCCUGAACCAGAGCCAGAGCCAGAGCCCGAGUCUGAAAAAUAA
Molecule: messenger RNA, 918 nt
Organism: Magnusiomyces paraingens
Lineage: Eukaryota; Fungi; Ascomycota; Dipodascomycetes; Dipodascales; Dipodascaceae
Exons: 4
Coding region: 1-918 (305 amino acids)
Biological process (GO): nucleosome disassembly; DNA replication-dependent chromatin assembly; nucleosome assembly
Cellular component (GO): nucleus
Molecular function (GO): histone binding
Source: RefSeq, a predicted model, not a curated record